This is a messenger RNA of Vombatus ursinus (common wombat), 1257 nucleotides long. RefSeq names its product protein lifeguard 2-like. Lineage: Eukaryota; Metazoa; Chordata; Mammalia; Diprotodontia; Vombatidae. The transcript has 10 exons. Bases 467 to 1213 code for a protein of 248 amino acids. The record is from RefSeq and is a predicted model, not a curated record. Gene Ontology annotation, cellular component: membrane.
CACAAGUCUCUCCCCUGGCCUUCAGCCCCGCAUCAUCAGUGGCAUGCUGGGCAUCUCAAGCUGGAUGUCCCGGAGACUCGUCAGACUCUCCUGGCUGGGAGGGUGGACAGCUUUUUCUAGGAGUUUGGCUGAGAAAGGGAAGAGAGAGAUAGAGGAAUAAGCCCACGGUUAGAGUGGGGUCAAAAGAUAGUUGUUUUAAGUAUGGCAGAGAUGAGUAUGUUGAAAGCAAUAGGGAAGGAACGACUAAUAGAUAGGGGAGAGCUUGAAUAUGGAGGGGAAGGGCACAGUUGAGGUGGUGAUCCGCUGGAGAAUAGGGAAAGGGAAAGAACGGGAUCAUUAUAUAAGGAAAGUUGUCAGAUGCUGGGGGUCCUUCCAUCGGGGGUCCUUCCAUCAGGGGUCCUGGGAUUUUGAGAUGAAGAGAAAGGAAGAAGACAUUCCUGAGGAAUGGCCUCUGUUUUCUCGGUGAAUGGCGCACCAACCCGCUGAUUAUGUGGUCUGGCUGGCAAAUGACACUGAUGCACCACAAAACGGAGAGGACAAAAUUAAUCCAUUCAACAACACGACCAUCCGUAGAGAUUUCAUCAGAAAAGUAUUCUUCGUCUUGACAUUUCAGUUGAUGAUAACAUUGGGAGUAAUCUGCUUGUUUAUUUUCUGCAUACCUCUAAAAACUUGGGUGCUCCUGAAUCCCUGGUUCACUUAUGCUCUCUUCCCAAUACUUUUUGCCCUGAUCAUUAUACUGUCUUGCUGUGAAAAUGUCCGUCAUAAAGUGCCAGCGAAUUUCUUUUUCCUCUUCAUUUUUACGCUUGUGGAAGGGCUGCUGCUGGGAGCUGUAACUGUUUUCUAUCAAGCUGAAGAAGUGAUGUGGGCAAUAGGAGGGACGGCUUUGGUGACCUGGGGCCUCACUUUGUUUGCGCUACAGACAAAAAUCGAUUUCACCAGCUUCUCUGCCAUUCUCUGGGCUGUAUUUCUCAUGCUACUCCUCUAUGGAACUCUUUAUUUCUUUAUGCCCUCCUAUUGGCUGCGUUUGAUAUAUGCCUCCCUUGGGACUCUGUUAUUUUCAGUGUACCUAGUGUUUGACAUACAGUUUAUGCUGAAAAGGAGCCAUCAGUAUGACUGGAAUCCUGAGGAAUAUGUCUUUGCUGCCCUGAAUGUCUACCUGGACAUCGUCAAUAUUUUUGUGUUUAUUCUGGAGUUAAUUUCCCAAGACCAGUAACUCAGCUCAGUCCUCCAUAGUGAAUACAGGAACACUGCUGACGU